Notodromas monacha is the source of this 1728-nucleotide messenger RNA. The record is from the annotation of a GenBank genome assembly. NCBI's taxonomy places the organism in Eukaryota, Metazoa, Arthropoda, Ostracoda, Podocopida, Cyprididae.
AGAAGUAACAAGAGUGAGAUUACCAAAUGAAUAUAUAAUCAGUUGUACAUUAUUUACAAAAAUCUUGGGACUACCAAACACUGUUAGCCCUUAAUCAAAAUUGUACAAUCAUUAGAUCCUGCUGAAGGUUUUUCUUUGGAUAAAUUUUCAUCCAUCAUGUUGCAACAAACCUUGUGUCCUGAUGCAGCCCUGCAUGCAGAAUCACUGAAAUCUGGAACUUUUGCUCCAGGGUCAAGAUGUGGUUACAUGACCAAUGGCAUGAAUGAGCAGCAGUUGGCUCUGCAAUGGAAAUCAAGCAACAGUUUAAAUGAUCCAGAUGGCAGCAGCUCUGAUGAACAGGAUCCACAAUUUAAAAUGGAGCAAGAAGGUGGUGGGAAAGAGCGAUUGGUUGGAGGAUGGACCAGAGCAGUGACCAUCCCAUGUGUGGGCUACAUCAGGCCAGAACACAUGUCCAUAGAUACCUCUUGUGUCCCUCAAGGACAAAACAAUGAGGUCACAAUGGAGAAGGGCAACUUCUUACAGCCUGGCACUCUGGCACCCCCUUCUUGGCCCAGUGUUCUCACUAGGGUCUUCAAGGUGUUGAGUGCCAAGGAGCUCAUUGCCAAUGUCACAACUGGUAACAUUGCCCCUGAAUUGUGGGACACCCACUUUGCGAAUGAAGAGAUGCUGAGGUAUGAAGCACCAUUGGUGAAGGAGUCCUUUGAGAGUUACUAUGAGAAGAUCCGAGGUCUGACCACAGCCAUGCUUUCUGUGUUCUUGAAACGGUUUGAUAUCUACGUGGAAACCUACGAUGCUCUGCGCGACUUGCACGGCUACAAAUACUUGAGUGCGGAACGAGAUUUGUUGGAGUUGCAAGCUACGAGCAUUUCCCGGCGUUACGCGGACAUCUCUAGUCUGAUGGACGAUCCCAUCAUUGAUGCAGAACUGGGCAGCCAAUUUUUCGCGCUCGAAGGACAAGCCUUUCAUUACAUUUCAAAGCUGGAAGAGCAGAUGGAAUUCAACGAGCUGGCUUUCUACAUGAACAUUUUGUCUGAGGAUAUCGUUGGUGAACAACUGGAAGGCAUUUAUGAGUGGCUGAGGAAUUUCACCAAUUUUAUGGAUGACCUGAGGAAAGUUGUGGAGCCAUUGAGGAAACACUGGGGCAGAUUUGGGAACAUGACCCCUGGGGCCAGUUCCUAUUCCAAUGGAGUCUCUUCUGUGAUAGAGGCAGUGCAGUACUACAUGGGUCAAGUUCCUGCACCCAUCAAGUCCAAAUUCCUGGUGUAUCUGAGGGGAGCUGGGGUGAAGAAAGCCAGACAUGCACAGGACUUCAGGUUUGAGUUGUUCAAGUCAUCUAUGGAAUUUGAUGCCAGCUUGAAACAGAUUGAGAGCUACAUGCAAGAGCCUGACUUGUGGAAGUUCUCUGGUGAGGGUUGCUCUGGUGCUGGGGAACCUGGAAACAUGAGACUGGGCUCUUUGACCAAGUAUGCCAAGGGGUUCUUUGCCAUGCCCUUUGGGUCUGCUGAGGCUAUUGAAGGGUAUGGGUUGGAACAGGAGCUCAGGGCUAGGAGUGAUGUGUUUCAGGACAAGGCUGAAGCCAGGCUGGCUGCUUGAUAUAUGAGGAAUGGGUUAUUUUGUGGAUCUUUGCUUUUAUUCUUUUGUUAUAUUUUAACCGUUUACGUUUCUCUAGUUUUUGUGGAGGAGGAUUUUUGGAAUUUUUGAAAAAGUUCAUUGUUUGAAACUUCUGAA